Molecule: messenger RNA, 2946 nt
Organism: Chanos chanos (milkfish)
Lineage: Eukaryota; Metazoa; Chordata; Actinopteri; Gonorynchiformes; Chanidae
Gene: fkbp15a
Product: FKBP prolyl isomerase family member 15a
Exons: 25
Coding region: 1-2946 (981 amino acids)
Cellular component (GO): growth cone
Molecular function (GO): peptidyl-prolyl cis-trans isomerase activity
Source: RefSeq, a predicted model, not a curated record
AUGUUUUCUGAGUACCUAGAUGGCGAUUUUAUGUCUCCUAGAAGCGGGGCAAAGCUAGCCUCUCUCUUUGACUUGGAUCAGGCAGAGAGUUUGGGAAAUGAUUCCUUCCAGUUUACUGCCCCUAAACAGCCCAAGAAGAAGAGCAGCAGCUCCACCAUCACUGGUGUUUCUCCGCAGACGUCAGCUCCUCCCCACCGCGUCCUCACACUGCUCCUGGCCUCAGGAGCCCACGCGUUCCGCCUUGUGAAAGGCCAGUAUGUGCGUGAGGGAAAGGUGGGGGCGGCCGUCCUGGGAACUCACAUCACCAGAGAGUACAACAUCCUGCUUUAUGGAAAUCAGCAAAGACAGAUCACCAUGGCCCGUAUCCACACUGGCUUUGUCUUCACAGUCCAACCUGGAAACUAUGGCAGUUUCUAUGACGAUCAGAGACAGAACUGGUCUCUGAGGUUUGAGUCAGAAAAAGGUGUAAUCGACUUCUGUAAAGAGGUGUGUUUAGCCAAAUGGAACAGCAGGACCUCCGCAGACACUCUGCUGUCUCAGGACCUGGUCCAGGGUGAGGGUCAGGCGGUGCAGACCGGAGACACGCUGGAGGUGGCAUUCACCGGGUGGCUGCUGCAGAACCACGCCGUCGGCCGGGUGUUUGACUCCACCGUUGGCAGAGAGAGGCUGCGACCUGUAAAGCUUGGUGCUGGGAAAGUGGUACAGGGCUGGGAGGAAGGGAUGCUUGGGAUGCAGAAAGGGGGCAGGCGUCUCCUAAUUGUCCCCCCCAGCAUGGCUUAUGGGUGUACGGGCAUCCCCGGCUGCGUGCCUCCGUCCAGCACUCUGGUCUAUGAUGUGGAGAUCCGCAGGGUGAAGUUUGCUAAGGCUGAAGGAUCAGACGUGGAUUCAGCGGCGUCAUCCCCGUCCCCCACAGAGACGACGUCUACGCCUGCAAAUUCGGUCCUCACUGAGCAAAGAGAGCUGCCUUUGCCGGUGAAGUCGAACUCUUCCAGUGAACAGCUGAAGCACUCAGCUGUACCGAGAGCUCAGCUGGUUGCUCGCGUGGCUAAGAUGGGUCGGCCUACUCUUCCCUUUCUCACUGGGGCAAUUCCCGCACAACCAGAUUUCAGUGACUCUGAGACUGAGGACGCGAGUGAGCUGGUACUGGUUCAGCGCAAACCUCCUGCGACGGCCAUUUCUCCUCCUUCUCCAUCUCCUCAGCCUGACCCGACACCACCCAGACCUCCAUCAUGCAGUGAUGAGAGACACCGCGAUCAAACUGUGAUCCACCAAUCAGAGACCACGGGUGCCGCUAUGUCACAGGCUGUGGAUCUGGGCGCUAGUUGUGCCUUCCAGCCCUACCCCCUCAGUCAGGCUCAUAAUGGUAUCACCCCAGUCCAGCCCUUUGGUCCAGUCUUACUGACCCAGACUGUACCGUUCCAUGCUCCUGAUGUCACGACCUUCCUCAUGACAGAGGUCGGGCAGCACAGUGCUGAAAUGCGCUUGGCUGUCGGGAGGAUUUCAGAUAAAGUCGACCAGUUGGCUAUCAAGGUGGAUGACCUUCUGAAACGAGGCAGCCCUUCUUUCGGAUUGUGUUCUGUCUCCAUGGAAACGAGCAUGAUUGUAAACAGCAUUUGUAGACUAGACCAGGAGAACACCUGCCUGAGGAAGGAGGUUCUAGAAAAGAAUCUGAAAGUGGAGCAACUGAACCAUAAAAUCCAAGAGCUCCUCGAACAAAACCAAAGGUGCGUGGAGCAUAACACCCAGUUGCUGGAACAGAGGAGUGAAGUCCUUCAGAGUCACAGCCAGCAGAAGCAGGCCUGUCUGCUACAGGCAGAACACGAGAAGAUGCAUUUGGCUGAGGAGCUGAGGUCUUCGUCCUCUCUGGUGUGUCAGCUACAGCAGGAGGCAGUGAGUCUCCAGCAGAGGGCAGCAGAGCUGCAGGUGCAGCUUUGUGACGCCCUGCAGGACAGUCAGCGCCACUGCACACACAUCAGCUCACUGGAGGCUCGCAUUGAAGAGCUGAAAGCGUCCGGAGAGCAGUCUCAUCUCCAGCUGAGAUCAGAGAGACAGCAGCACAAACAGAUGGAGCUGAGAGUGAGACGUCUGGAGGAGGAAAUACAAGACCUGAGGGAUGAAAAAGAGAAUCUGGACCAGGCUGAGCUGGAGAUUAACUGGGGAAGACAGAGCGACAGCACUCUGUUGGAGGAGCAGGAGCAGUGUUGCCACGCCAUGGCUGAGCAAAUGCAACAUGAAGAGGAGCUAGAGGAGACACCUGUACAGCAACAGGAGGAGAAUGCUGCUCUGGGGACGAGGGCUCGGGCUGAGCGACUCCGGCGGGAGACCCGACCGGCCGAGGUGGAACGUGACCAAAAUGGCCACAAUAGCCCAGAGCAUGUGGCAGCACAGGUGAAACGAGUCACGAACGGAGUUUUCAGUUCUUUGAAGAAGGAGUUCAGUCUGGAGGAGACGUACACAGGAGGAAUGGUCCUGAAGCUGCUCCUCAACUCCAUCCAGGGCGAGACCCACAGGCUCCUGACAAACUCAGAGGACUUCCAGCCCUACAGUGACAGCGAUGAAGAGGAAGAGGAGGAAGAGCUUGUCAUACCAGACCCUCGAGAGAGUGUUACCAUGGUGGAACAGGAGCUUUCCCUCAGGACCAGUGAAACCACGGACACACCUGGUUCUGAUGGACAGCCUGCGACCACUCAGGCAGAACCCAGAGAAACCAGAGGUCUUGUGUCUGAACACACUCAGGCAGAACCCAGAGAAACCAGAGGUCUUGUGUCUGAACACACUCAGGCAGAACCCAGAGAAACCAGAGGUCUUGUGUCUGAACACACUCAGGCAGAACCCAGAGAAACCAGAGGUCUUGUGUCUGAACACACUCAGGCCAAUGGACCCACAUUCUGUGGAGGACCUGGCCCCUGUGGUCUUGGGUGUGGAAUCCCAGCGUGUGACCUCUGA